Messenger RNA from Oncorhynchus nerka (sockeye salmon), 1516 nucleotides. RefSeq names its product uracil phosphoribosyltransferase homolog. NCBI's taxonomy places the organism in Eukaryota, Metazoa, Chordata, Actinopteri, Salmoniformes, Salmonidae. The coding region runs from base 112 to 927 and encodes 271 amino acids. The transcript is spliced from 7 exons. Gene Ontology annotation, molecular function: ribosylnicotinamide kinase activity. The record is from RefSeq and is a predicted model, not a curated record. Gene Ontology annotation, cellular component: cytoplasm.
CCUGAAGCCAGGCGGAUGUGUUGACGUCACCAACGUUGCGACACGUACGGCUCGUUGUCACCAAAUAGCGAACUUUAUUCGGUUUUAACAAAAUACAGUGAGUACAGCAACAUGCCCUGCCACAACCAGUCGUUAAAUAACGUUACUACCGGCCAAGAACAUAACUUAACGAAGCAUGUUCGGUUCGCCGCGAGCAGUAACAGCAGUAGCGUUCCGGUGGCGCCAAGCUCUGAAGCGGUGGAUGACGUCAAUAAACAUCGUUUGAACGGGAACUGUCCGAAUGGUGGUGGUCUCGGCCCAGAUGUGUUAAACCUUGGACCUCAACUGAAACUGCUUCCUCUUAACAGUCAGAUACUAGAAUUACAGACCAUCAUCAGAGACAAGACAACCAGCAGAGGGGAUUUUGUGUUCUGUGCAGACCGACUGAUCAGACUGGUGGUGGAAGAAGGACUGAACCAGCUGCCCUACUCAGAGUGCACUGUGACCACUCCUACAGGACACAUGUAUGAAGGUGUAAAGUUUGAGAGAGGUAACUGUGGAGUCAGCAUCAUGAGAAGUGGUGAGGCCAUGGAGCAGGGUCUGAGGGACUGUUGUAGGUCCAUUCGCAUCGGGAAGAUCCUGAUCCAGAGUGAUGAAGAGACCCAGGAAGCUAAGGUCUACUAUGCUAAGUUCCCCCCAGACAUAAACAGGAGGAAGGUGCUGCUCAUGUACCCAAUACUGAGUACAGGUAACACAGUGAUCGAGGCAGUGCAAGUGUUGAUUGAGCAUGGACUCCAACCCAAACACAUCAUCCUCCUCUCUCUCUUCUCCACCCCACACGGAGCCAAGGCCAUCCUCCAAGAGUUCCCAGAGAUCACCCUGCUCACCACAGAGCUGCACCCGGUCGCCCCCACACACUUUGGACAGAAAUACUUUGGCACAGAAUGACAAAUGGACACACCACGCUAGACCACCACACCACGCUAGACCACCACACCACGCUAGACCACCACACCACGCUAGACCAGACCACACCACGCUAGACCACCACACCACGCUAGACCAGACCACACCACGCUAGACCAGACCACACCACGCUAGACCAGACCACGCUAGACCAGACCACACCACGCUAGACCAGACCACACCACGCUAGACCAGACCACACCACGCUAGACCACCACACCACGCUAGACCACCACACCACGCUAGACCACCACACCACGCUAGACCACCACACCACGCUAGACCAGACCACACCACACCAGACCACACCACGCUAGACCAGACCACACCACGCUAGACCAGACCACACCACGCUAGACCAGACCACACCACGCUAGACCAGACCACACCACGCUAGACCAGACCACACCACGCUAGACCACCCCACGCUAGACCAGACCACCCCACGCUAGACCACACCACGCUAGACCAGACCACACCACGCUAGACCAGACCACACCACACUAGACCAGACCACACCACGCUAGACCAGACCACACCACGCUAGACCAGACCACACCACGCUAGACCA